Ostrea edulis (European flat oyster) is the source of this 5160-nucleotide messenger RNA. RefSeq names its product dentin sialophosphoprotein-like. Lineage: Eukaryota; Metazoa; Mollusca; Bivalvia; Ostreida; Ostreidae. The transcript is spliced from 6 exons. Gene Ontology annotation, molecular function: protein binding. Gene Ontology annotation, biological process: regulation of RNA splicing. The record is from RefSeq and is a predicted model, not a curated record. Gene Ontology annotation, cellular component: cytoplasm; nucleus. The coding region runs from base 756 to 3335 and encodes 859 amino acids.
UGGAAGAUCCACUAAGACAUGGAAGAUCCACUAAGACACGGAAGAUCCACUAAGACACAGAAGAUCCACUAAGACACAGAAGAUCCACUAAGACACGGAAGAUCCAUUAAGAUACAGGAGAUCCACUAGGACAGUCAGCUCAUCUAUAGACAAUUCAUCACUGGCAAAGAAUCUGGAUGAAGGGGGCCAAACAAACAUACUGUUGGAUUUGUCAAAGACUUUCGACAAAGUCCCACACCGAUGCCUUCUCAAGAUGAGCCACUUAUAUGGAGUUAGAGGAAAAUUUUUAAAGUGAAUAGAGGACUUCCUUCGUGAUGUAACCCAAUAAGUUUUAUAAGAGGGUCACAUAAAUCCCAUCCUUUGGAUAUUAACAACCUUUUACAGGCCACCAAUUUGGAUGCAGGACUGUUUGCUGAUAACUGCCUAGUCUAUCGAAAGAUUCGGAACCAGAGAGGACCUCGCAUCACUGUAGACAUGGGAAUAGAAAUCGCAAAUGUCUUUCCACCCAGAGAAGUACUCAGUCAUCCGAAUAACCAAUAUGCGUCAUCCAUUGCAAACCUAUUAUAAAGCUCCACAGACACAAUCUAAAAAUAAUACCAUAUGGAAAAUAUGGGGGUGACAAUUAGUGAGGACUUGCACUGGUUGAGGUAGAUCAACAAUACUGUCAGCAAGGCAAACAGAACCCUCAGUUGAGAGUUUAAUGAAAUCAUGUGGUGGUCCAACUCAGUAGUUUGAGUGGAAAAGACAGUAGUUGCAUGUACAUUUAUCUUGAACUGAAAUCUGACAAGAAAAAGCCAGCGGGUGUACAAGAUGACAGGAAGGUGGGAGUGGCCAACCCUGCCUACACGGAUGGAGAGGGGGAUCUCGGUUUGGCUGAGCAAGGUGUUGGAGGCUACAUACAGUGCAGAGAAUACCCUACCAGCAACCAGGGCCAGAGCCAACCUGUUACCAAGUCCUCUGCCAAGCAGAAAUCAUGGUCUCCCAGCUCUAAGUCCGACCUCCCACCAGGAAAACAGGGGUCACAUGGAUCUCUUGAUGACCUCUGUAUGGACCCAGAAAUUACCAGUGUGUGGUUGCAAAGUCAGGACUUUGUCGGCCUCGGAUUCAACAUCGCAGGAAGCAUGAGGGACGGAAUAUUUGUCAGCCAAGUUCACAAUCGUGGACCUGCAGUCGAAUCGGGGAAGUUUCAUGUUGGUGACCGAAUAUUGAGUGUAACUGUGUCCUUUGAGAACAUGGUGUAUGAAGAUGCCCUGACCAUUCUCAGCUAUGCUUCUCCUUACCCAGUCAAAAUCACACUACAGGAAGAGCGACCAUCAAAGACAAAGGACAGAAGGAGCGGUCACCAAAAAACGAUCCUCAGUCACCCCCUAUAUCGGAGCCAGUCCAUGGACACCCUCCUCAAGAUUAAUCGAGAGCCCAUCUACACACCAAAGAGAAGCAUGAGUGAGAUGAGACAACCGAAGGAAGUAUUGGACAAUGUGAAGCAGUCACUGAAAGUCAAUGUAGACUCUGACAACAGACACAGCAACAUUGCAGAACACUCGCCAGAAAUUCACGUCUCAGCAGAUGUAGAGCAGUCCUCAGUCCCAGCAGAGAAGCAACCAGUGACUGUCCUGGUGCCGCCACCUGCUGGUGAGGAAAACGAGGAUGAGAAUGAUGUUCCUCCCCCUCAGCCCACCAUUCCACCUCCACCCCUGGAGUUUAAUGACAGGGUGGAUGGUGAGGUCUCCUCCCCAAAUCCUGCCACCACAGAAAUACAGUUUUCAGAUCCUUUUGAAAAUCUAAAUGAACAGGACAAAUUAGACAUGUUGCGUUUGUCGUAUGAAGACCCAGAUGACAAAAUUGAUAAAGAAGAUUUGGAUACCAGUUUAUCUGACUCCAGAGAACAAGCGCUGGCUGAUGUUUCAUUCCAUUCGGACAGUACCAUCACUGAAGUGGAACCCAAAUCUCCGACUCCUAUAAAACCAGAAAGAAAGAAAAAGAAGUCCUCCAGCGAGACGUCGAGUGUGUCCUCUUUAGAUGAAGCUGGCGAUGGUCAGAAGUCUCCCAGAGACGUAAUGCCAGAUAUUGUGGAGGAUCACAUUUCUAUGUCACUUUCAGGUGUGGUAAAUGCUGCACCAAGUUCAGAAGAUUCUGAGGUUUUUGAGGAUGUUAUCACUCCUCAGAAAUCAGACAGGCCGAUAAAAAUAUCUGACAAAAUUCAGUUGUCAUCAUUGGAUGUGUCUGUGACUAGUGUUGGAGAUAUUCAGGAUUCUCCCACGGAGGCCAGUAGGACAUUAGUAGACUACAGUCUCUCGGACAUGGAGAGCACGCUCCGCCCCCAGACACCAGAGACCCAGGCUACAAUAGAGGAAGACUUCAUUACACCGGUGCAGGUCAAAAAAGGUGAACUGGAAUCGUCGAUGUCACGGUAUUUUGACUCUAGUAACACCUCAACCUCCACCGUAGAAAACAUGAAAUCAGAUUCACCCAACACCACCAUGACAAGCAUGGACUUCAAUCUAAACAUGUCCUCCAACCCAGACUUGUUUUCUACGCCAUAUCCAAAGAGAAAUACCAAAGAAGGCCACAGUGGAAUGUCAUACGAUAUCUCCAUGAUGGAGCUCAAUGACUUAGAGAAAAAAUUAAAACAGAAAACAAAAGAAAACACGAAGCAAGGUGUAGCGUUUGAAGUUCGGGAUGAUGUCCUCUCGGGAAGGACUGUGAUGUCAGGACUAACUGACAAUUCAGAUGUGUGUGGGAAUGUGUCGAGGACUAAAUCUUGUGAAGACAACAUUGCGAAGAAAGCAAUGCUGGACAGUUCAGUGAGCUCCCUUAGUUGGUCUGGAAAGCGUCUCGUUCGCUCAGGAUCAUUUUCAGAACUUCCUCAGGAUGAUUCUAGUGAUUGGAUCGAUCAUAAUUCAUUGAACAAUGAUGAAAGCAUUAUCUCUCAAGAUGAGGAGAAGGAAAUAUUAAACUCAUCGGAAGAAAGUCUUACCAGCAAUAAUAAAAACGGACUUAAAAAAGCCAAAAUGUUUGGUGCUCGUGAAAACCUCGCCAACUUAUCUUCAGAAAAUUCAGGGUCCCAGCAAUCAGUAGCAGACUCUAUGAGUGGGGGCUCAACUACCCCACCCCCCUACCUCAGUAAUAACGGGGGCUCAUCUACCCCACCCCCCUACCUCAGUAGUAAUGGGGGCCUUAGUGUGGACACAUCUCCACCACAACCAGCUCCCAUCAAAACCUCUGUCAACAUAUCUACCUCAAGCAUUCCCAAUAAUUCCUCAAAUAACCCAGGAGAGAAUGGACCAUACUCUCUGUCAGGGGACAUAACUCUGGGAGAUGAAGAGGACUGUUAAAGUGCAUGUGUUCUAAUAUCAUCAACUCCAUAUAUCAUUAACUGUGGCAAAAUGAAUCAUCAAAUUACCUUUACCAUAUUUUUAUAUGUUUUCUUUUAAGAUGACAGUAGUAUUUUAUGAAAUUUAUUCUUCUAAAGUACUAGUACACAUACUGCUGGUGGUUCUAUGUGUGUGACUGUUUUGUUUUAACUUCUGAACUCGGUAUGAGUUCUUUUAAAUAAUAUUUCAUAUCUGAUAAAAUUAUGCAUCCAGUAAAUUUUCCCAGUGAUAUUUUUGUUAUUUGAAACUUUUCUUACCAUUUUAUCAAAAAAGAUGUGUAUCGCCAAUAUAGAGUGUCCAUAUCAAAAUUGUAUCUUUAAUAUGCAGCUGUUUGAUUUUUAUGGUGUGUUUCGUAGAAAUUAGGUCCAGGUAUUUUUUUUAUAACAGCUAAUUUUAUUUUUUACAUUUUUCACUGUAAGAGGUGCUCCAAUUUGUACAGCUUUAAAGUCUGAUAUGCCAGUAAUUUUUCUGCCUCUGCCUUCCGAUUCAAAGUCUGUUGCAACAGUGAUUGACAGUAAGAGUUGUCUCUCCUUAUCCAUAUUUGCUGCUACAAAGCGGUAGUGAUUCAAAUCAAAGAUAUACAUAUUGAACAUCUUUAAUAUCAAACAAAGCAGUUUAGAAUUAAUAACGUAAUAAAUUUUUUUAGAAUUAACAUUCCUAUAUUACGUAAUAUUUCAUUUAUGAUUGGAGAUUAUCAGGAUGAUGUUAACAGUAUAUAUAUAUAGUAUUUAUAAAUGUACAUGCAUAUGGGCAUUCUACAGCAAAAGCGCACAAAGUGGUACUUAAUAUAGUACGUAUUUCAAUAUUAACUAAUGUAAAUAAAAAAGCUGGCUAUAAGUCACUAGUUUAGUAGAUUGUAUGUAGAAGAUUGUAUGGCCAAUGUAAGUGUUACAUUCCUGUAGAAGAUUGUAUGGCCUAUGUAAGUGUUACAUUCCUGUAGAAGAUUGUAUGGCCUAUGUAAGUGUUACAUUCCUGUAGAAGAUUGUAUGGCCUAUGUAAGUGUUACAUUCCUGUAGAAGAUUGUAUGGCCUAUGUAAGUGUUACACUCCUGUAGAAGAUUGUAUGCAUGGCCUAUGUAAGUGUUACAUGCCUUCAGAAGAUUGUAGGGCCUAUGUAAGUGUUACAUUUCUGUAGAAGAUUGUAAGGCCUAUGUAAGUGGUACACUCCUGUAGAAGAUUGUAAGGCCUAUGUAAGUGUUACACUCCUGUAGAAGAUUGUAUGGCCUAUGUAAGUGUUACACUCCUGUAGAAGAUUGUAUGCAUGGCCUAUGUAAGUGUUACAUGCCUGUAGAAGAUUGUAGGGCCUAUGUAAGUGUUACAUUUCUGUAGAAGAUUGUAAGGCCUAUGUAAGUGGUACACUCCUGUAGAAGAUUGUAAGGCCUAUGUAAGUGUUACACUCCUGUAGAAGAUUGUAUGGCCUAUGUAAGUGUUACACUCCUGUAGAAGAUUGUAUGGCCUAUGUAAGUGUUACAUUCCUGUAGAAGAUUGUAAGGCCUAUGUAAGUGUUACACUCCUGUAGAAGAUUGUAUGGCCUAUGUAAGUGUUACAUUCCUGUGGUAGAUUGUAUGGCCUAUGUAAGUGUUACAUGCCUGUGGUAGAAUAUGUGGCCAUUGUAUAAAUGCCUGUAUCUGAUGCAUAGUGAACAGUUGUAACAAACAAGCGGGGUUUCGGGCAGUGUUCAAAAGAUUUUUAUGUAAAUAUUAUUAUGUAUAUAUGAAAUAUUAAUUUGUUUUAUUAUAUAUAUUUUAUAUACCUAUUAUAAUAAAUAUACUCAAGUUUUAAAUAUU